CCAUUAGCCCUCGUGCUAUCAGAGAAGAAAUAUUUCUCCUCAACACCUGCGGUGCGUUGGAGACAUCGCGUGGGGCAGCACAGGAGAGGGGGCUUUGGAGAAAGGGGACAAAAUCAUCCAAAUGUGGCCGGCUGCUUUUGUCCUGCUAAGCAGAGUAAGGUGAAAGGACGUGCGCCGGAACAGACCUUUAUUUAGGAAUAAACGGGCAGGAUGGAGGGCACCAGGUCCCUGUGGAGGCGCUCAGUAAAGGAGCAGCUCCGAACCAGCCACCGCUGCCGGCUGCGUGAUGCCUGCACGGGUUCCCAGCCCCUCACCUCCCUCCUCCGCGCCCCUGCUGCUGAGGCUGUUUUUGGGGGCGUUGGGGGCACGGACACGCCAUAUAAGGUCAUGUGGCGGCAUCCUUCCUUUAUGACGUCAUCCCUCCCUUAUGACGUCACAGCCACGGCACAGUAUAUAAGGCCCGCUCGCGCCCACGGGGCCAGCAGUAGGGAUUGCCUCUGCUGCUGUGCGGUGCUGGUGUUUGCUGGGGGCUCAGAGCCUUCUGUCCCUCUCAGGCCCAGGCCGUGCGAUUGCUGGUGGCUUUUGCUGGCGGCAUUUGGUGACUGUUCACUGAGUUCCGGUAAUUUCUGGUUAUUUAUUAUUCGUGGUUAUUGAAACCAUGACCGGCGGUGGUGACGGCCAGGGGCCUGUGGCUCGUGGUCAGCCCUCAUCCCGUCGGGGCCCUGUGCAGCAGAACGAGCACGGGCAGGAGCUGGAGGCGCUGCAGGCCGAGCGUCUCCAGACCCAGGAGCUGCAGCGGCGCCUCAACACCGAGGCCCGGGAGAUGAAGAGGGCAGAGCAGGAGCGGCAGCUCCUGGCCCAGCAGCUGCGCUCCAAAUGGGAGCAGGAGCGGGCGCGGGAGCUGCAGCAGCUCGAGGAGCGGAGCCGGAGGCAGCGGGCGGCGGAGCUCUGGCAGCUGCUGCAAGAGAAGGAGGCCGAGCGGCGCCGGGAGCAGGAGCUGCUCCAGAGGCAGCGGGAGGACGCCGCGCAGAUCCUGGCCCUGAAGAAGAUGAGCCUGCAGAGAAGGCUCUUCUACAAAGAAAUGGUGAAGAAGGCCGAGUGCGGGGCGCCUGCCUCCCACGACAGGGACAAGGCCGCGGCCCGGCGCCACGUGGGAUUUCAAGUCUCAGGGCAGCAAGAGCCCUGCACCCCCGGCAGCGGAGACGGACGGCUUCUAGAGCAGAAAGCCAAACUGCUCAAUGACCUGCAGGAGCUGAGGAGGCGAUACGGGCUCCUGCAGGAGCAGGCCUGCCUCCUGAAGGACGAGGGCUCCCUGCUGGAAGCCAGGGAGAAGGCAGGGAGGCUCGCCAAGGACGUCAGCGAGCUGGGCCUCCUGACCAAGAAGCUGAAGGAAAGAGUCAGGCAGCUGAAAGAGCUUGCCUCGAGAUUUGAAAAUCCUGCUGCGAAGACUGAGGAGGUCGACCAGCAGCUGUUUGAAAAGGAGGCGAUGGAGAAGCUUCGGCUGCAGAAGAAGCUGGACCUGGAACGCUCCCGGCUGAAGAACAGGAGCGAGGAGCUCAAGGUGCAUCUGGCACAGAUGCUGGAAGAAAAAGCCGCACGCGACCAGGAGAACUCUCAGCUGCUCAGGCAGAACAAGAGGAUAAAGGAGACUGAGGCUGAAAACGCUGCUCUGAAGCAGGAAGUCCUGCAAGUGUCAGAGCAGCGAAAUGCUAAACAGCUCAUAGACGUACUGCACUAUCUCAGUUGUGAAUUUCAGAACAUGAGCCAACUGGCCAAAAUAAUGCAGCAACGGGAGAUGGAGCGAGAGGAAACAGAGCUCAUGCUGCAGAAGAAAGAAGAGGAGGCGAAGCAUUGGCAGAAGGCUUGGGCAGAGCGACAACGGGCACAUGAGGAAGAGCUGCAAGCGUUACGAGCGCAGCUGACACAAUCCGAGCAGCGGUGUCAGCAGCAAAGGCAGCGAUGUGAGCUGCUCUCACAAGGACUUGAGCUGGAGAAAAGCAAAAAUUCCAACCGGAUCAUCUCACACCUGCCCCAGGAGACGACAGCUCCCUCAGCACAGGCCCGGGACCUCACGGACCACGAAGACGGCUCUGAUGCUUCGGAAAAGUCAACCAUCAUCUACGCAAGCUCCACGACGUCAGAUGUCACCCUCGACAUCCCUGGGUGCUGCUUUUCCUCGGACGAGGGCUCUGUAGACGGGAGCGAAGAAUCGGAAGCAUGGCGCGUGUCCUCCACCCCACAGUCCCUGGGUCCGAACGAGUGCUCCCAAAUGAAGUUUCCUCUGGCUCUGGGAAACGACGUCUAUGUCUUUGGGGACAAGGAGCAGUGCUUCAAGCUGCUGAGGGAGCUGCAGGACUUUAGGAGAGGAAUUCUCCCCUCCACGGCAGUUGCAGCAGAAGGCUCAGCCCACAGCCAGGCGUCGGCUCCGGAGCUCCAUGACCCCGUGCCGGACAGCGGUACCGAAGCGAGUUCCUGCAGCAGAAGAGGACAGAAGAGCUGGAGAAGCAAUAAAUAAGGAAUAA
Messenger RNA from Anas platyrhynchos (mallard), 2522 nucleotides. NCBI's taxonomy places the organism in Eukaryota, Metazoa, Chordata, Aves, Anseriformes, Anatidae. The record is from RefSeq and is a predicted model, not a curated record.